Molecule: messenger RNA, 1704 nt
Organism: Candidula unifasciata
Lineage: Eukaryota; Metazoa; Mollusca; Gastropoda; Stylommatophora; Geomitridae
Source: the annotation of a GenBank genome assembly
AUGUCGCACACUCCCCGCAAGUUGUUAGCAGACAGUGAACCCCCUUCCAGGAUUGGGCUUUGGGCUUCUACCUCAGCUAAUGUGAGCAGGCUGCCUUCACCAGCACAGGUAUCCUGGACUGAUAAUCUCUACACACGAUCACCUCAAGAUUUUGGUAGGGUCUUCCAGUCAGAAUUGUUCAGAAAUGCCCCCAAUGAUGAUGACCUGCAGAGGUCACAAGUCGAAAUGCCACCCCAACUUCCUAAUUGGAUAUGGUCAAUUUUGGUGACAACUCUUCACAUAGGUCCCGAAACAAGCCAAAAAAAGAAAUCAAUUGCAACACUUCUUCAUGUUCUCACACUUGCAUCAGCCUUCAUGUUUGGAGCCAGCGGCCUCUUCUUCAACGUUUACGACACUCUGAGCGAGUUCACCAAGACCACAGUGCUCAUUUGCAUUGCUAAAACAAUCCUGGGCUUGUACUGGAUUGGGCUCGGCAUUUAUGCCAACACACUGGCCACCCGCUUGUUCAGUAACAAAAGGAUGGUCGACUGCAUCAGACUUCAUUCUAAAACAAUCUUUAAGGUGAACACUGCUAUCAUUGUGAUGCUGCUGUCAGUUACUGUCAUGGUGAUCAACCUAUACUCCAGCCAUCAUCUGUUAGAGACCCACAUGCCUUCAAAUGGCACUCUGGUCUCUGAUGCUAACUGUGUCAGUGUGGGGGUUAAUGUGUUCCUGUGCAAAGUCUACUUCGGUUCAAAGAUUGUCUACUCCUGCUUCUGCCUGUUGUGGAACUUGCUUGUUGUGGGCAUAUUUCUGUCUGUCUGCCGCACACACACAAUCAGUAUCAGGAAGUUCAUGAAAGAGCUUCUGUAUGAUUCUAAAAUCUAUUUGGAGUUCUACAAAAUUGAGGCUUUGGAGAAACAGAUUGAGUACUUGCAGUCAUUAUCUGAGGAGCAGCAAAAGACUCAGCAGCCCGCUGGAGAUUUUACAUCAUCCUCAGACACCAAUAUCUGGGAUGAUGAUAUUGUUGAGGCCAAUCAUGAGACAGACACUGCCGGUGAUCUUCCGCCAAAUGCUCAACUGCUGCACUCUCUGAGGUUCUUAUGGUUCAGCACACGGGAUCAGCUGGAGAAUGAUAUUGCUUCUAGUCUUAACCUGCAAGACAUUACUCAGAAAGCACGUAGCAGGGAUGAGGCCCCUUUCAGUUCCUGGGCAGAGGAGGAUGAGUACGCAGAUACUGAAAAUAGCAAGGAGACCACACCAGUCGUCAACAUAUUUGAUGGAACUAUCCAGAUGCAACCAGUUACUGUUGAACAUGACACAUUAAACAGCAGUGACAAGCCAAAUGUGCAGUCAGCUUCUCCAAAGAAGUCAUCUCCUGAUACAAAUGAGGACAAGAAAAAGAAGCUCCCCAAGUCACCUAGAGAGGACCGAAAGAAAUCAGUUCUCAGUGAAAUGAACCCUCCGAUAAUGACAAAUGAAGAUCUUCUGUUUGCGUACUUCCAGCUACUCCGUCGCUUCUCUGCCACAUCUCGUCUGGUGCAGCGCUGGAUCGCUAACUGGGUCACAUUUGUCAUGUUGUGGUGUGCUUUGUUGAUUGUCUACUGGACCAGUCACACGGCCCAACUCUCCGGCAUUAGUCAGUUCCUGAUCCCGCUGGUGACUCUCGGCAUCUUGACCUCUGGGUAUGCGGAGGUGAACUUUGAGGGAGAAAGACUGACCAAG